Guillardia theta CCMP2712 is the source of this 561-nucleotide messenger RNA. RefSeq lists its product as hypothetical. The record is from RefSeq and is a predicted model, not a curated record. The coding region runs from base 1 to 561 and encodes 186 amino acids. NCBI's taxonomy places the organism in Eukaryota, Cryptophyceae, Pyrenomonadales, Geminigeraceae. The transcript has a single exon.
AUGCAGCAAGCAGAAGGCCUUGCCGAACAUGCACAGCAGGAGUUUCUCGUCAGGAAUGCGGAGAAGAAGGCGGCAUGGGACUUGGUAGCGGCGAGGAAGGCAGAGCUUGAUCAGGCUGAGCUGAGCGGGGAUAGAAAGAGGAAAGGAGAGGCUAACAUGAAGCUCUUGUCUGCCAGGCUCGCUGUUGCCAGGCUCGAAGCAGACGAGAAGAAGAGAGUGGAAGCACGCAAGCAGGUCUGGCAGGAAGAACAUGAACUAGCUGGGCUCGAAAGAGACACUGUGAGGGAAGCAUUGGCACUUGUGAACGUGAGGAAGGCAGAGCUUGAACUAGCUGGGCUCGAAGAAGACCAGAAGAAGAAAGCGGAGGCUGAGUAUUGGUGCACGGAUGCAGAGCUCGAAUUGUCAGUUGCAACUGCGAAAGCAUCGCUGGCAAAGGCAGAACGGAAUGAUGUUGGUCGUUGCACCAGAGAAUACGAUAUUGCAUCUUAUGCAUUGAUUUCGCAUCGAUUCGAUGGGAGAGAAGGAAAGUUUCUUUCAGGUGAGAGUUUAUGCCAGCCCUGA